Candoia aspera is the source of this 3125-nucleotide messenger RNA. It is a transcript of the gene SENP5, whose product is annotated as SUMO specific peptidase 5. Gene Ontology annotation, molecular function: deSUMOylase activity. The coding region runs from base 115 to 2394 and encodes 759 amino acids. Gene Ontology annotation, biological process: proteolysis; protein desumoylation. The transcript has 10 exons. Gene Ontology annotation, cellular component: nucleus. The record is from RefSeq and is a predicted model, not a curated record. Lineage: Eukaryota; Metazoa; Chordata; Lepidosauria; Squamata; Candoiidae.
GGUGCUGCCGCUCAGGGGGAGGGGGCACGGGAGCGGGGGGAGACCAGCCCUUCUUGGAGGCCGGGAUGCGCCCCGCGACGAAGCUGCACUUUGGGAUCAUAAUGCUGCAGAAAAAUGAAAGAGCAUAGUCAAAAUUUGCAGUGGAGAAGUCUGUUGCUGGCCAGUUGUCGACAAUGGACUGUGGGACUUUGGGGGCUGAGGCAACACUGCUUCCAGAAGAAGGGUCUUCCUCUACUUAAAAGAGGGAAGCUGAGCAGUCUGACAUCUUUAAAUGUGAAACAAAUUAAACCAUACCGAAGGAAGGCUCUUCUGUGCCAGAGGUGUCGGGUUCCUGAUGUAUUCUUAAAUGUAACUCCCCUGCCAGUUGGAUCUAUUCGGAAUUGCACGUGUCCACAAAAGAUAUUCAGAAAACCUUUUUCCAGCUGCAGGUGUGGAACACCCUAUUCAGGGUCUAGGGAGCUUCACAGGAUAUCUUGCCAGAGUGAGCUACUGGCUAAACGCAGUGGCUUAGGGGUCGACUCAGAGGUUUGUCAAGACAAGCAAUACAGCACUGAGGCCAGCAUUACUGGUCUGUCACUUAAAAGGGAUAGUUUUGCUCUGAGUAGGGAUGACAGUAGCAAUGAUGAAAGCAAUGGAAUCAUAAUUCUAAAUAACUAUACAAGGAAAUAUUGUUGUCGGGGACUAAAGCAAAAUGGAACUUGUGGCCUCUUGAUUAUCAGAAGGCCUAAAUUUAACCAGUGUACUUUAAAAAGAUUUCUAUUUAUGAUGUAUAAAAAACUUUCUAUGGUUAAGUUUCGAAUUAGAAUCGCAAAAUCUCUUCCUAAGCUUCGGAGAGGCAAAACGUGUAAAUUGAACAAAAGCAAGCUGAGCUGGGUGGCGAAAGUCGCUGGAGACUGGCAAGAGGAUUUCCGCUCAGAGGCCCUCACAGGUGAUUGCAGGGCCUUGCUUCCUUCUUGGAAAUCCAAACGUAAUUCUCCUUGGGAUCUGCUCUGCUUAUCAGAUAUGAACAAUAACAUGCCAGGACCACUAAUCGAGGAGAGUCAAAUUCGUCGGCCUGAUGCUUGCCUUACACAGGAUAGACUGUUUCAUUGUAGAGAGCUCCAUUAUAAGAACCUCGUACCCCGAGACCAAAAUGGUAUUGCGGAAACCUGCGUGCUGCCAGAGUCGCAUAAAGGUGCUGCUUCAGGGACCGAGGCCAUGCACAAGGCAGAAAUGGGGGAGAUGCCGUCGUUGGACAGCUGUGCUGAAGACAUUUUCAUCUCUGUAACGGAAAAAGAAAUCUCAGUUUCAGGUCAUGAUGGGGAAGAAUCGAAUCAGGUUAUGAGUGCUGAUGAGGUGGUCCUGGAGUCCUCCAAGUUGGAUCUGGGCACAAGCGAUGACUGCGUUAACGGACCUGCUCUUGUGGGGCAGGUCCAGAAUGAAGACAGUCGUAGUCAGAUGGAAGUGGAAGGGCCAGUAAGCACGGACGUCUUUGGUGCAGAGCUCUUAGAUCACCCAUAUUGUAAAAGUCCUCUUGAUGAGCCUCUGAGAGGAAGCACAGGACAAAAAUCAGGGACCCCCAAAAGUGGCAAAAGGAGCAGUCAGAAAGUUUCUUGUGUCAAUGAUGAGCAGCUGGCUGCGUGGCUCCGUGGAUUCCUAGAUGAAGUAAUAAAGAAAUACGGCAGCUUAGUUCCACUUUGUGAAAAAGAUGUUAUGGGAAGAUUAAAGGAAGUCUUUAAUGAAGAUUUUUCUCAUCGAAAGCCAUUUAUCACUAAAGAAAUCAUGAAGUAUCAGACGAGGCAUCCAAAAUCUUCCACUUGCAAUUUCCGGGUCUUUUAUAAUAAGCACAUGCUGGAUAUGGAUGAUUUGACAACACUAGAUGGUCAGAACUGGUUAAAUGACCAGAUUAUCAACAUGUAUGGUGAGCUAAUAAUGGAUGCAGUCCCUGAUAAGGUUCAUUUCUUCAACAGCUUUUUCCAUAGACAGCUGGUAACCAAAGGAUAUAAUGGGGUGAAACGAUGGACUAAAAAGGUGGACCUCUUCAAAAAGACCCUCUUAUUAAUUCCUAUUCAUCUGGAAGUCCACUGGUCCUUAAUUACUGUGAAUCUCCCUAACCGAAUUAUUUCAUUUUAUGACUCUCAAGGCAUUCAUUUUAAGUUCUGCGUAGAGAACAUACGGAAAUACUUGCUGACAGAAGCUAGAGAAAAGAAUCGUCCUGACUUCCUUCAGGGUUGGCAGACUGCUGUUACAAAGUGCAUUCCACAACAGAAAAAUGACAGUGACUGUGGAGUUUUUGUACUCCAGUACUGCAAGUGCCUCGCCUUAGACCAGUCCUUUCAGUUCUCCCAGGACGACAUGCCCAGAGUGCGAAAAAGGAUUUACAAGGAACUCUGUGAAUGCCGGCUAAUAGACUAAUAAAAAAGGAAAAGCAAAAGAAAAACAGCCCUUGGCAUUUCUGAAGAGUCCCAGCUGGUAUUUGUGUACUUGAAUUUUCUGAGAAGAAAAAAACUUCCAUGAAUUUCAAACAAGUCUUGGUGGAGUGGUUAUAGCCAACAGAAUUACCUCAAACAUUUUUUUCUUUCGACCUGUACUUUACCCGGUGAACCUGCCACAAAAUAUUCCCAAUGUCAAGGUUUUUUUUUUCUAAUGUUCUUUCCUGUAUUUAAUAUUUAUUAUCUAACGCAUGCGCAUAGGCAAAGCAUGCGACUAAAAGCAAAGAGAAGUAUAAAACUGUAGAAUUGGUGCACCUUUGAAAUGUAGCUAGAAGUGACAAGAAUAAUACAGGCUAAACGUUUUUGUCUGAAAACAUGAACUGUGCAUGAUCCAUUUUUCUGAUGCAAUAAUCUUUGAAUGUACAAAAAAAGAAAAAAUCCCAUUUCCAUGAAAAGAGUAUCCAGGAUCCUUUUCUUUUUCCUUAAGAAAAUAUGAAUGAUUUCUCCUUCCUAUCUCUUCCCCCUUAAAUUUGGAAGGAAGAUAGUUGGAAACUGGACUCUGUAUGUAGUUUGUGGAAAUCCAUUUUAAUUGGUCAUUUCAUUUUUUUUUUAAAUUGCCAGUUGGCACUAGAUCACAAUCUUCAUACCAUUCAAAAGGAAUCCCUUGUACCGCAGACUCUUUUAGCGCUAAUAAAAUAUGGAGAUGCUCGUUCA